Messenger RNA from Paramuricea clavata, 19561 nucleotides. NCBI's taxonomy places the organism in Eukaryota, Metazoa, Cnidaria, Anthozoa, Malacalcyonacea, Plexauridae. The record is from the annotation of a GenBank genome assembly.
UUGCCAAAAGCCAAAAUUGUUUGUCAGUUUACAAAUACCAAACAUAAGUUUGAUAUUAGAAUCAUGUUGCAUGAACUGUUGACAUCACCUCAGGAAUAUUUAUCGAAGAAAAUAUGACUGUAUCGAGCAAUGUCAAUGCCAGUACCUUGGUCUAGAGAAAAUAAUGGCCAAAGUUAAAAAUUGAAUGCCUAUGUCAUAAGCAGCAAAACUAGUAUAUCAUCCUUCUUAGUGUAUUUAGAUAGUAACAAAGUCUGAUUUGAUUGCAUGUUUCGGAGCGAAUGUUAGAUACCACCCCCUAUCGCGUUAUUUUAUACUGUACUUUCGGCACACAACAGUAUAUAAUUGCUUUCUAUUUAGAGUUUCUUUAUUCAAUAUCUACAGUAAAGACACAUUUUUUAUCAUAAAACUACUGUAGUAACUUUAACCAACUGCAUCUAGUUACUGUAAGAUGGCAACAUGAACUUUUACUUGCCGAAAUACUUGACACAAGAAAAUAGCUUGUGAGAUACGAUGAAGAGAAACUUAUACAUAUCCAAAACAAUAAAAAUGUGCUCUAGCCUCUACAUAAAUGAACUGUAGUCUACGUAGUCGUUGGAAAACACUACUGCAAUAGUCGUCAAUCGUGAAAAGAGUGGGGAUGGUACAAAGCCCGUCUAGCGCCGCUUUCUCUGCACAACAAGGCAAGCGAGUAGAAAUUUGAGCUGGUUUAUAGCUGACCUAGGAAUUGUUUUUCUCUUUAGUUGGUGGACGUCUGGAAAACGAGUUAGCAUAUACGAAAACAUAUGGUUAUGAUUACAAAUCUUAUGAAGUAAUAAUUCAGACACCGAAAACUGAAGGAACAAAUGUGUUGACUGCAGAAGCUUUGUUAAGGCAUGCUGAAGCGGUGAAGAAAGCCAUGAAAGUCGAGGUGGAAGUGUUGGAACAGUAAGCUCUAUUUGACUUAAAAUAUUGCAAAUAUAAAUAAUUUUAUACCUUUGUACAAUCCCGGAAUUUUAAUAAUAAUAAUAAUAUAUAUAUAUAUAUAUAUAUAUAUAUAUAUAUAUAUAUAUAUAUAUAUAUAUAUAUAUAUAUAUAUUUUAUAUAUAUAUAUAUAUAUAUAUAUAUAUAUAUAUUAUAUAUAUAUAUAUAUUUCGGACUGCUCCUUCUAAUAAAACGGUUUUAGGCUUAUUUUAAAGCCUGUUCAUUUAUCUUUCGAACAAAUGGUCAUCCGUGUCUUUACUCUUUAGUGCAAGUAAUAACUGCACAGGAGAAAAUUUAGUAAAACCUAUCAUGUUUAGAUGCCGCUUAAUUAUACAAAUUUACUGUGUUAUUCCAUAGUCGGUUGCAAUGUUUGAAUUUUCUUGUUCAAACUUUAAUGUUCUUGUUGUCACAUCGGAAAAACUAGUAAGAACUUGUUAAAAACAUUCUAAAAGAGAUUAGGUUGUUUUAUUUAUUUCAAAAUCCUAAAUUAUUUCCAGAAAUCAUCAAAACAACCUUACGUCCAUGCAUCGUCCGAACGAGCACCAUCGAAUCGGGCCGUAAUGUAAAUAUAAAUUAGCAAGUUGACGGCAAGCUAAAACACGCUUCAGCCGGUAUUAUAACGCAUUUGAAGUCAGCAAGUGAAUUUAAAAUAGUGUAUUGGAAGCCAUUAUUACUUGAUUUUUACAAGCAAUUGCCAAAAUGCCUCAAUUUGCUCGUUUUCUUGACAAAAUAAGUUAUUUUCAUCAAGUACCGGUUUGUUAUUGCAUCUCAAAUUUUUGACUCUCCAAUCGCAAUCUCUUAAAAUAUUAUUAUUCACGAACUUCUGGAUUAUAUUUACGAAACAACCCACCGUUGAAAAGCUGAAUGUCUAAGCUUUUAAAAACUUAGCAAGCUUUGUUUGGCAUAUUUAUUACUAUACAGUUUCGUACCACGUAAAUAGCGAGUGCCACGUUAUUUACGUGGUACGAAACUGUAUAGUAAUAAAUAUGCCAAACAAAGCUUGCUAAGUUGGGUUUUUUUUCGUCUUUCUAUUAUGCUCUGGUUAUCCAUUGGCAUUGAGCACUCUAUCAUUGGUUUUUAUAACCCAACACAAACUAUUUUAUAUAUAUAUAUAUAUAUAUAUAUAUAUAUAUAUAUAUAUAUAUAUAUAUAUAUAUAUAUAUAUAAAUCAAAUAUUAUGGAAAAAGGUGAAAGUUCUAGAAGAAAAAUUACAGUAAGUUCUAGUAAUCUGUAAAGGUGAAGAAAUACGAACAACAAAAUUCCUUCAACUUAUAACAAAAGCUGAUUUCCAUGCAAAUAUAAUUUUAUUUGAAGUAGACUAUUCUAACUAGCAUGCGUUGGAAUCAGUUUUUGUUGACUAAUUUCAUUGUUGUUCUGAUUAGGCCUACUUCAUAUUAGGAAGUGGUGGAAAUGGGCAGGAUCAUAUUUAAUAGCAUAGAUGGUUUGGAAACUCAUUAUGUAUGUUAGUCAACGUACUGAAACUCAUUAUCUAUGUUAGUCAACGUUUAUUCAUAAACAUGGUCGUUAACCGUCACGUGUGUAUCGUGUUCUUGCCAAAUCCACCAAUAGCAAUUUUCAAUUUACCCUAUUGUUCGAGUCACGGAUAGGUAACUUUCCUAAGACAUUGCUAUUGGUUAGUUGGGCAAAAAUACGAUACGCACAUGACGGUGAACGACCAGAUUUAUGAAUAAACGUUGACUAACAUAGAUAAUGAGUUAUACUGUAUUGUUAUUCUAAUGAGUUUCCAAACCAUCUAUUCUAUUAACUAUGGCAGGAUAAAGACACAUGACAUGCAUGCAUGUGCUGAGGUUCAGUACGUGUUCAAUGUCAGUUUACGCCCAGCCACUGGUUUCUAAGUCUAAGGACUAAGGUCGAAGUGUUUGAUUUAUCAUCAAUGUGUAAGAAGAGUUUAAAAUGGGAGGGGUGAAGGCAUGAUCCAACACUCUCAAAUAGUAUAGAUGUUAAAUCUCCAGGAUAAUAUUAAUGACUUGUACAGUCGUGCUCUCCCUUGGCCUUGAUAAUAAAAUCCCAGUAAUAAAGAAGUAAAGACAGUACAUGGGGUUCAGACCUGCCAACAUCCGUCGCGUGUUAUCCGAUUUUUUAGCAAAUCUCCAGAUCACCUGAUAGAAGUUCAUGUCUACCCAUUUUUAAUGAGUUUUCAACUAAAAAAUACAUGCGCACAAAUGUAUAUUUUCCUAACAAUGACGUUUUUUGGCCUAUUCAUUUUAAAUCCCCGUUCAAACGAAUCCAACAUCGUCCAACAUCUGAUGAUUUGGAAAAUCUCCAGAUUUGGAUUCGGAAAAUCCCCAGAUUUUGACCACUUUCCAUAAAUCACUUUCAAAGACUUUGAUUAAAUUUUUAUUUGUUGUUUUGUAGGACAUGGUCGGUGCAAGAUAUAUGUAGCAAGCCAGCGGUGCCGAAGUUCAACAUGCUGAUGGAUAAGGUCAGUCUUUCUUUCAACAAUCAGUGUAAAUUUAAUGUGGACGAGAUCUACAUUUCUUCUUUUGAAAGCUUUCUUCUUUUAAAAGAUGAAAGAAACCUGCAUGAAAGUUUAUUGCAUUGUUAUUGUUAUUGUUAUUGAAACUAAAAGUGUGUAAAUAUCAAGAUUUUUUGUGGCAUCUCACUCGAAUGAAUACUAUUUAAUCGGUGUUGUAGAUGGAAAUUGCCGAGUGGAAAUUUUUAUAAACAUUUAUUAAUGUAGGCCUUACCAGGAAUAGAAGAGAAAAAUUCAACUUUAGGUCCCUGACAGGAAUUAAACCUGCGGCCCUGCAAUUCCGGUGCAGCGCUCUAACCAACUGAGCUGCAGAGAGUCGGUUGUCGAGCUCUAACAACAAGUUUAUGUAUAUAUACUAGGGUACUGUCAUGUACUGUACAGUAUAGGUUAUGGGUAAAUAUCAAGAUUUUGUUGGCAUCUCACUCGAAUGAAUAAUAUUUGAUGGGUAAAACUGUAUGUCCUUUUAAUUAUUGUGUAAACUAAACCCAUAUGAAGCGUCCAUAACUGAGAAAGGAUUUCAAUUGAGAAUUUAAAUAACUUUGUUUUCUAUAGAUGCUUGAACAAAUUAUCCCUUGCACCGUUAUUACACCUUUGGAUUGCUUUUGGGAUGGAGCGAAAAUUUACACACAGAACAUAACCACUGCCAUGUAAGUACAUUGAUAUCACCUCAGUUCAAUUGUAGUGUGUGUUUGGAUAAAAUCUUAGUUCAAGUUAAUUACUGUAGAUGUCAAAUUUAGAAACGUUUAACUUACUUAACUUUUCCGGGUUGAAAAAUCUGAAUGCGUAAUUGUGAAUGUAUAAUUUAUGACACUUAAUUUGCUGGCGAAGGAAUGUAGUCCCGGAGCAGCCCCUCUCUAUAGGAUACAAAUUUUCACACUGAUAUUCCAAUUUUCUACUAGCUUUUACAAUUAUUAUUUAUGUUCUUUUUUAUUAAUAAUUUAUGCGCGUAUCUUUUUAUAGAAGCAAUAAAACGAUCCACUGGACAACUUUUGAUCCUUUGAACUUUAUUAAUGAUCUUCCUGAUUUUGCAAAGAAAAAUUUGGAUACGAGUAAAAUGGACUCGAUGUUGGCUGAGGUAUGGAAAUUUCUCGUUUUAGUAUAACGGUUUACACAUCUUUCAUUCCAUCUCCAUUCAAAACAUUUUAUUUUACAGUACGUUUUCCUACAGUAGUUCUCGAUCAAAACAUUAUGUUCUGACACUCAUCUAAACUACUUGUUCAUCAGGCAUAAUCACAAUUAGCCUGUCUUUGUUUCUAUACAAGUAACAACGUGUUUCUGCCUAGGCUGGAAUUAGUCACGGUUAUCUAAACAGACCAUGUCUGGAUCCAAAGGACCCUCGGUGUCCGAAUUCAGCACCAAAUAAGGCCAGCAAAAAGGUAGCAAUAUGCUGUUAUUUACUUGGUUAAUGGUUAAUUAACGUUUUAUUAAUUUCGUUUUUACUUUGUUACUUGUUUUCAACUUGUUUUGUUGUAUUUACCCAAUAUUUACAUCUGUCGUAGAUACCAGAUAUAGGCAAGGAGCUUACUGGCGGCUGCAAAGGUUUCGCUGAAAAAAUGAUGAUCUGGCCCGAAGAUCUCAUAGUUGGAGGAACUAGAAGAAAUAGAAGUGGUUUCAUCAGAAGGUACAGUACUCUACCAUGGAAUGCCAUGGUUUUGAAUGCUAGCUUACAGUAAAUGUUCGUGCUCUCUCUUGCUCUCUCCAUUGUUUGAGGGAUAAAAACAUUCAGGAGAUGAAUUGAAAUAAAUUAAAAGCACCAAAGAAAACAUCUUUUAAAACUCAACAUAUGAGUCAAACUCAACAUUUACACACAGAGUCACUGUAAAAAAUCUUCAAAAAAUCUUCAAAAUUUCUCUUGUUUUUAUCAACUCAAACGAUGUUUUUCGUUGAUUAUUUAUUUUAUAUUUUUAAACAAUCGGCUGGUUAUGGUUUUACAUAACAUUUACGACCAGGCAGAAUAAAAUGGUAAAUAAUUAAAUAAUAUGGCUUCAUAACAAAUACAUUUUACUGUUCAUUUUACAGUGCUGAAGCCAUACAAACCGUCAUUAAUUUAAUGAGCGAAGAAGAAGUGUAUUAUUGGUGGAAGGAAAGCAAUGGAUUUACUAAAGUUCAACAUUUAGGAAUAGGGUGGAAUGUUGAGGCCGCGAAGAAAGUUCUUAACGCUUGGCAAAGAAAGUUUGUUCAAGUAAGAUUACGUACUUUUUACUUUUUUUCCGUACAGUUUUUCAGGAAGUUCAGACACACACCACGACAGUUUAUUAGGAAAACAUAACAGACUAAACUUUUCCUUAUAUUGUUCCAGGUUGUGAAUGAAUUGUCUGAACCUGUGCACACCAAGCAAAACAUUAUGGCCUUUUCAACUACUUCUUUCAAUGACCUACUGAGAAACUUUUCUUCACCAAAUCAAGCUCUGAUCAUUGGUGGAUAUGUUCUUAUGGUACUUUUCUACUUUUCAACUAUAUCAAUUAAAUGAUCAUAAUUUAUAUACUGUAGCUUCACGUGUAUGUGUGCGCGUACAAUAUAAAUGCAGUAUAUUUUGACGUACCUAAUAUUUGGUUCUCUUCACAGAUUGUGUAUGCCUGUUUUACCAUGAUACGUUGGAACAGUGUUGUCCAAUCACAAGGCUGUAUGGGCAUUGUCGGUGUACUACUGGUGUCCUUAUCUGUAGCAUCUGGUCUUGGUUUAUGUUCAUUUGCUGGUAUCAGUUUUAACGCUGCAACAACGCAAGUCUUGCCAUUUAUUUCCUUGGGCCUUGGAGUAGAUGAUAUGUUCUUAUUGUCGCAUACAUAUAGAGAUCUCUACAGUAAAAACUUGAGAUCUAAGGUAUGUAGUAGAAAUUGAGCAUAUAUUUAGUAAUUGCAUGCUCAUUAUAUUUCAUCUACUAUAUUUAUUGUGUCGUGAGGUCCACAACUGUAGUCUCACAUUGGUUUAACCGUUUUUACGAAGGAUAAAAAAUCACGUCUGGUGGACAGCGCUAUCCAGCCUUCGGCUUCGUACAGUACAAACGUCGAAAGGAUAACAUAUACAAUGUAUACAAUUUUAAAUUUUGUUAUAUUGUAGUUUAAAAAAAAUAUAUUUGAAUUCCUUUCAUUAGGAGUACGCUGGAUACUGUUUGAGUACAACAGGAGUCAGUAUUAUGUUGACCAGCAUCACCAAUUUAGCUGCUUUCUUUUUGGCAGCAAUCAUUCCUAUUCCAGCAUUGAGAGCGCUGUGUAUAAUGGUAAGAUUAAUAAUUAUGGAAAUCUUUCAAGACUACAGUACUUCAAUACUACAGUACUGUAUAUGCUGUAAAAACCACAACACUUGUAACAUGUCUGACGACUCUGAUCAAACCACUUGGCUAAAAUUAAAACACAAAACUUUGUACUUUAUUAGAAGGCAAGUUUAUAAGAAUAUAUAGUUCAAGGCUUAGCUCACUCAACACUCCCUCAGAAACACCCAAUUACACUUAAAAUUUCCGACCAAACCAUCAGACUGAAAGCUCACUUACUUUAACUAUAUAUAUAUACUUUAACCCUAGGGGAAGAUUGUAAAAAGCCUGUCUAAGACAAACAUGAUGACAUGAAUAUGUCUAAAUCUAUAACCUAAAUUGAACAAAUUUAGAUUUUUCCAAACUAUAUUUAAUUAAAAAGAUACAGUACUGUAUGUAGAAGUCGAGUGCAUUCAGGGGCGUAGGAAGCGGGGGGGCACGGGGGGCACGUGCUCCCCCAAAUUUUUUUAAAGGACUAAAAGUGCCCUUUUUUGUGAUAAAAAGUGCCCUUUUUGUGUUGAAAAGUGCCCUUUUUUGUGAGGAAAAGUGCCCCUUUUGUAGAAGCUAAUGUCGCUGUAAAUACUAAAUUAAAACAAUGGGUGCCGUUUUUGUGUGGAAAUUUACAAAUUUUUUUUAAAAAUUAGGUCACAAACAUAAAUUUCGGUAUGAUACGACGGAAAAUUUUUCUCAGGAGAAAUUUCCCCCCCCCCCCGUCGACAACAUUUCCGGGAAAAAUGUUUUAGGUGCCCUUUCCGAUAGUAAUGUGCCCCUACAAGCCGGUGCCCCCCCAAACUCCAGGUGCUUCCUACGCCCCUGACUGCAUUGGAUUUAAAAGUGGGUUUAAAAAAUCAGAAAUUUACUCGUUGCGAUAUUUUUGUUCUUAUCUAAUCCAUCAGGAUGGAUGGUAUAAGGGAAAUUUUACCCAAUCUGAUAUUACCGGAAGGAUGUAAAAUAGUAAUUAUUAUUAGUCAAUCAGCUUCAAUUAAUAGUUUAUCCAUUCUUAAUAAUAAUCACUAAUCGUUCAUGUUAUGUAAUCCACUUUUACUUUUUCAUGUUAUGUAAUCCACUUUUUAUUUUUUCUCUGCAGGCUGGUGUUAUAAUUAUCUUCAAUUUUUUCUCCAUUGUCCUCAUCUACCCAGCAAUUAUCGGGAUUGACGUGAAAAGACGUGAAGAUCAGCGUUAUGACAUAUUUUGUUGUGUGCGAAGGUAAAGUAUGUUAGCAUUUAUUAUCAAGACCCUGACCCUCUUUCAGGACCGAGUCAGCGGUCUACAGUACAGUAGAUACCCGAAAUUUCGAGUUCGAAUCCCGCUCGACACAACGAAUUUUUUGUUGUUCUCUACAGUUUCAGAGUAAAUAUGAAACUAUACUGCAGUUUUUCAUAGCAAACAGGAUGACCAUAUGAAAAUUCAUCAAUAUACAAUGAAAAUAGAUUGACGUAUAACUAUUUAAAAUAUAACAAUAAUUUUGGGUAGUAAAACUAAAAUAGUAGUUUUUUGAUAAUAUUUUUGCAGGGACAGCAGCACUAAUGUGAGACAUCUCAGACCAGGAACAAUUUCCUCAAUGACGACCUACAACCAAACCUCUUCAGAUGAUGAUUCAACAUUACAUCAAAUAUCGUCAUGCGCAAACGUUUCUUUUGGUCAAUGUGACGCAUUCACGUUGCCAGGCGUGGCUCUCAAAGCUUCAGCUAAUUGCAACAUAAAUGACUCAAUAUGUAAUAGUAUGCUUGGAGGAGAUAUCAGAUCUUGGCCUGGAAUGGGGAAUAUUGUUGUAUCUGUCUCAUCAAGUGGACAGAACAUUGACGGAGACUCAUCACAGAAUGCUAACGCUAAUGUAAAUGCAAGCUAUGGACGAGGUCGUACUCUGGAUAUAAGUGCAUCUAGUAGUGCAAGCAGUGGUACUCGUACUAACAGCAGAAGAAUUAGAGAUUUCUCAUCCAUGAUAAACCGCGGUUGUACUAGUGGACCAUCCAACCAGGAUAACAAACAAACUAAGAACGCACAAAGUUCAGCGAAAAUAGCAUUGAACCCUAACAGAGUAAGCCCCAGUUGUCAAAGCAGAGACCCACAGAUGGGUGGAAUGCAUGUCUCAGCUAACGCUACGGUGGAUUCCACUCAGGGAGAGCCAUCUUGCUCAUCUAACGCAGAAGUUAUUCUUAGACCAGAAAAAGUACGAAAUUCUCGACAACGCAGCAUGGCAUGGCAGAGAACGAUGAAUUCAAAGCUUGUCAAAAAUAUAACGCGCCUUAGUUUAGGACAUUUGACUAAAACAUACUACGCACCGUUGUUGCAAAAGACAGCCGCCAAGGUACGUUAUGUAAUAUAUGUUACAGUGCAUUGCAUUACAUCGCAUUGUAUUAUAUCGUAUUACAUUGUACUGCAUUGCAUUGUAUUAUAUUGUAUUAUUGUAAUUACCAUUUAAAGUACUAUUUAAAACAUGAGCAGCAGUGUUUUCCGAGUAUCUUUAGGUCUGAUAACUGAAACACGCACUGCGAAUGUUUUAAAUUGCUUCAAAAACGAUCAAUCUAGUAAGUUCAUUGGCGAAGUAAUUUUCAGAAAAUACGUUGUGUAAGUCGAGAAAAUCAAAGUUAGGGACUAAAGUCUAGACAUAAAGUAACUGCUAGGGUGGGCUGGAGGUAUAUCACAAAUUUUGCCAUUAAGUUUGGUGACCCAUCUUAGGAUGUAGAUAAAAAUUUCAAAGCCCAUCGAAUCUUACCAAAUUUAUUUCAUGACCCACCCCCACCUAAUUUAAAUUGGGAAAAUACACUUUUAUAAUAAAAAAAAACUUGCAGGUAUGAACAUUGUAAAUAUACACCGGCACUGUAUUGACAUACAUACUGUAAUUCCAUCAAGCUUGCACUGACCAACACACAUUCAUCACCAAUUACGAUAGUGAGCUGCUCUUCAGUUGGUUGUAUUUGCUGUGAUUUGAUCACUUGUAUAAAACAAAGUACUGGCUUCAAUAGCAUCGUUUGCAUUUGAUAAUUUGGAUAGUUUUGUUUACUUUUAUUAUUAAUAUCUUUAUUUUUUGGAGUAGACAUAGGUUUUUGUUUGGUGGCCCAACCGUGGACAUACAAAAAAAUUGGCGGCCCAUCGAAACUGCCGAAAGAUUUUCCAUGGCCCAUCCCAAAUCACUCCAGCCCACCCUAGUAGUUACUUUAUGACCGGUCCCUUAAAGUUUAUGUAAAUCAAGGGAAAUCUCUCAGUAUCACACAUAAAGAGACGACACGCUUAUGAUUUUUCUUCGUGUUUUCCUCAUGAAUUUAUUGACGAGUUGUUGAAGCUGAGACUGAGUUAAAAUGUUCUAAAUGGGGCAUUUUGCUCAAUAGAACAGAAUUUCGAAAGGUUUUUGUCGAUGGAAAUUUCAAGGAAAAUUACAAUAUGUAGCCUACGUAUUUUAGAUCUUACCGUACAAAACCUUAUUUUAUUGCGACGACUAUUGUAUAUAUAGUUUACAAUAGCAUGUUUUUCUUUCUAUUUUCCUACAGGUUGUGAUUCUCUUUCUUUUUGCCAUAAUUUUCUCAAUCUCCAUCUAUGGCUGUAUUCAAGUCAAAGAUGGUGUUGACGUCACUGACGUUGUGCCAAAAGGAACAAAAUUAGCGGAGUUCCUCGAAGCAAGAAAUGAAUACUUUUCUUUUUAUGAUAUCUUUAUCAUUACAAAAGAUGAUUUUGAUUAUGCAAACAAGCAAGACGAACUGUAUCGACUGCACCAGGCCUUCUCAAAGGUACAUAAGUACAAUAUAGAAAGCUAAAAACAAUUUUGUUGCUGUGGUUGGUGUCUUAACUACCUAGAAAUUUAGUUAAAGAUCAGGAUACUUGCGAAGGGCUAUAGCUCAAAGUGUGUUUAAUCUUUUUCAGGUAGUUUAGACACAAACCAUGUAACCUACAUACAAACCUUUAUGUUUUCAGACAUGGAUAAGAUAUUUUACAAACCUACUGUAAAAAAAAGAUAUGUAUAAUGUAAGUUAAAUAUCCAGUUACUCAUUUUUGGUUCUGCAUUUUACUUUUUGUUCAGGUUGAUUAUAUUGUAAAGGACAAAGACGGGAAUCUUCCUAAAUUCUGGUUACAUUAUUUCAAAGACUGGCUUGAAGGUAGGCGAUUCAGCAUUGAGAAUUUGUGAAAUCAUGAGUAAUUAAUGAGAUUUCAAAGAUUAGUUCAUACAGUACAAAAUAAAUGAAUGAAUGGUCAUACAAAAUAAAUUAAUUAAGAAAAGUUGUGGUUGUAAUAUUUCUGUUACAACCCCGAGUGCACUUGUUACUAGUUUCCAUAUGAAUUCAUUAAUUUCACAAGUUGUCUACAACGUCCACGCAUAGUCUAUCAAGAUAUAUAUGAUGGUUUGGAAACCGAACAGAAGUCAUUGUAUUAUGUUUUUGUCUGAGUUUAUUUGCGCACGGUCAUGGUGAUUGAGCUCAUUGUAUUUUCGUAUAAUGAAGUAAUCGUCCAAUAGGAAUAGCUGAGAUGAAAUGUGCAACUACGAUGAAUAAUAUUUAAUGAAGUUGAGGCAAAGCGGGACUUGUGCAUGGCGAGGUACAGUUGAGUUCAACAUCAAACAAAGUUCUUUUAUUUUUGUGGCUUUGAAGUUUGCCGGGUUUCCAGACCGUACGAUCUUAUCUUGACAAAUUAUGGUCCACGCCACCUGCUGUUUGUUGAGCAAACAAAGCAAGGAAAAUGGAUCCUAUUGUAUUUACAAGUCCAGAAGGCGGAAUACUUCGGAUUGACAGGGAUGCAAUUAUCUGAAAUGUACAAGGAGAACUAUAUUUUUUAGGUAGCUGCAUCCUUAUCAAUCCGACGUUUUCUCAUUAUCUCAGUAUACACUGGCACAGACCGUUUAGCCUGCGAACAAGCUCUCAAGUUCAGCUUGAGAGCCUGUUCACAGGCUACAGACCGUUCAAAAGAUGUACAAGUCCAAAUUUCCCAAAUUUACAAAAGCAUGACUGAUUUGAUUGCAAAUAAUCCGUUCUUGGAAUAUAGGUUUACAGAAAGCAUUCGACAAUGAUAUGAAGAAGGGAGCUAUCACGUUAAAUAAAAGGGUAGGCCCAAAAGCGUCUACUGCUGGAAAAUUGGCUUACAAACUUCUCAUGGGUACUGGACGGCCAAAUGAAACGGCACAGGUAGGCUAUGCCCAUAACUUUACUGUGCUAAAUUAACUUAAAUAGAUAUGAUUCAAAUCUAAGGUAUAAGUAAUCAGAUACAACAACUAGCCACAGAAGUGCAAGACGAAUUUCAGAACCUUAUACUGUAUAGCGCAUAUCUAACUGGUCAGUUUUGCCAUUUUUAGCAACAGAAUAUUUGGUUGUAACGAGGUGUCUUCUAACCAUGCAUAUUUUACAUUUCAUGUUUAGUUGCGAACACAAAAACUGGUCAAUAAAGACGGGAUAAUUAAUCGACGUGGGUUUAAUGGUUUCCUCAGAGCAUGGUAUCGUAAGGAUCCGUUGGGCUACGAGAGUUCAAUGGUAAGCCCAAUAUGCAUGUUACUUCAAUUUUUAUUAGUUAAUUCCUGUAUUUCUUUGUUUGUAUUUAUCUAAGCCUAAUGUCAAAAAUUCCAAACGUUUUUCUCAAAAAAAUCUUGUUUUCCAUGUUGCAACUAUACCAAAAAAAAUUGAAAUGAAUGGAGAGGAAAAGAUAUCAAAAUGUUAUUUUUUUAAUUAAAAUAUUUGUUGCUUACUGUUAGGUUAAAAUCAACCCAACUCCAGAUGAGUGGACGUAUCUUGAUGAAAAAGAAUAUGGUACGUGCAAAUUUGGAAUAUUUUUUACAGUUUUUUGGCAUUACAACAUGUUAUUUCGUUGUUAUGUAAGUAUGUAACUUUGAAAAAAAAAGAUGAAGGCACAAGAUGAAAAGAGUAACUUGUCUAAGUUGUCUUACAAUAGUUACUCUUUGAUACGGUGUAUGAAAUACAGCCAGUUUCUUGCAUAUUUAUCUAUCAGACUAUCAUCUACACAGAGUACUAAUUUGGGUACAUGUUUUCCUUGCCAGUUCGUCCAACUGGACAGAAUAUCAAAUACGCUCAAAUUCCUUUCUACAUCAAUGGCCUCAAAGAAACUGCGGACUACAUCAACGUGAUCAAGGUAUAUUGAAUGUGAUAGGAGGAUGCGUGCAUAUACACCAUGAGGGUAUUGCAGACUUUGCGAUAUACUGUAUUUCAGGCUGUUCAGUCCGAAAUUUUGGCUUGCCAAUCAAAUGUUUAGUACAUUGUCCACUGGGGAUAAGGAAGAGAUUAAUAGUACUUUCUGCGGGCUACUGUACAUGACGUAACUACCUGAAAAAUAGAACAAACUUUGUACUGUAGCAAGUAACUUUCUAGCCUGCCAACAUGCUCCAUUCUAUAUUGCGGUGGCUCGCAGGUCAGUAACUUCCCGACGUAGAUCAUCUUUGUUCUUCUUUUUCACACAUCUCGCUACCUUACACUGGCGCCCAACGUUAAGGAAUUUGCCUUACUGCAGCUAAUUUGCGCGAUAGAUAGCGAAGAAACGCUUGAAAUGUUUGAGGUGACAAGUAACGUAACAAAUCAACUGAAAGGCUGGUAUUUAAACGAUGACGUAAAUUUUUAUUCAUUUAGCAAGUGCGCGAGAUUUGUGACAAGUUCACCGACGAAGGACUAACCAACUACCCUCGUGGUGUUCCCUUCACGUUUUGGGAACAAUAUAUCUGGCUUCGAAAACAAUUGUUGAUUACAGUAAUUGUUGUUUUGGUCGCGAGUUUUCUCAUCAUUUCAGCAAUACUUGUGAAUAUCUGGGCGGGAACUAUAAUGGUGAGUUCAUUCACUUUCACCAUGAUGAGUACGUUUCGGUAAGCAUUACAGAGCAGCAGAUCGUGAUCAACUUCACAACGGUUGACACAAAAGCAAGGGAAAUUAUUUAAUUUAGAAAUUCCACAUAGACAACUUAGUCACACACAGUCAGAACGUUCUAGCUCAUUUAAUGCCAUGGGACAUCUAUACAUGAAACGAUUACAUUAUUUCUGACCGUUUUUGGUCUUUCAAAGACACGGUAUAUUAAUUUUAAAGUCAGUUGGAUAUAGAUUAAGUUGAAUAUACCAACGCACAUAUAAACGCUUGGUCAUGGUGAGAUAAUAAGUCAAAACGCAGUGAGAAAUCUGACUAGAAAAACAAAGCAUAAAUUCCUCCAGUUGAUGUAAUUAGUCAACUAGUAAUCUUCAUGCCACAGAACGCCGAAAUUUCAAAUUUCGUUAUCAUGAUAUGGACGUAAAAAAGUCAUGCACGUACUUUUCCAAUUCGAAAGUUCUUUUUUCGAGGCAAAAGUUUGGUACGGUUUGUGUUUUCAUUCUCUUGGAUUAGAAAAAUGAUUAUCUAGCCAUUAGAUUUCCCAUCAUGUGUAUUUGAAAUGCUUUAAUUAUGAGGUUAAUAGCGUCGUUCUAAAUGAAAUUGUGUUUUAAUGCUUGCACAGGUUGUGAUUCUGGCAAUGGCUACUGUUGAGUUGUUUGGUUUCCUGGGUCUAUCUGGCAUCAAACUCAGCGCUAUCCCAGCAGUCACUCUGAUCUUCUCCGUGGCCGUUGGGGUGGAAUUCACAGUACAUCUUUGCAUGGUAAGCUUUUACACUCUCUUUGCCUGUGGUGAGAUUUCAAUGUACAAUUUUCCUCGUUUAUUUAACACUCUUAAACCAAUUUGGUCAAAUUCCAUUUGGCAUGGGUAAAAUACCAUCAUUACUGGUUUAAUAAUCUUAUUCAAUCAACCAGCAACGCGAGAGUAGUACAUUUCGCUACAUUUAUUCAAAUCUAGAGGUUAAAUUGAAAUGGAAAUGGACCAGGAUGGUUUAAUAGAGAUUUGGUGUAAUAAUCUUUGAUAAUGCCUUACAGUUAUGUUAUAAUGCAAAUUAAAACGUUUGCGCAAUUCCUCGUGAACGUAUUGUGUUGCUUGGGUAACCAAGUUGAAUAUUUACUUAUGUUUGAUAAUACUUGAAUUACAAGAGAUUCCUCACACCUACUUCGCUUUGAGGUUUGCCGCGCAUUCAUACAAGAUUUAAGCUGGGUAUUAGCACCCCCCUGCUUUUUCAUCGUUUAUAUUUUGUGGUGUGAAUACACGAAUAACAGUUACUAGAAGACUAAAGCCCAUUCCACUAGGCAAAUUUUGUUCGCGCGAACAGUAGAAAAGAAGGAACUUUUUCACGGCGAAGUUUUUCGCUGUCCAAUCACAUUGCCAAGAUUUGUUUUUCGCUUCGCGCGAACAAAUUCGCCUAGUGGAAAAUGGGCUUAAGCAAAAUGACAAGGCAUUUUCCCAAAUAGCUUACUUGCUCAUGAUCAGAUAUGAUAAAUGGUAAAAUGGCCAAUGUUCGAUUAAAGUUGGAACCGUUCGUUUGUUCAUUUCCUUGCACUUUUAUAUUCGGACUUAGUUGUAGAAUAUCAAAAUUAAUAUUUUAAUUCAACAAAAGAAACUAAAAUGGAAUCCAAAGUGUAAAUGAACCAUUAAAAUACUGCACGAUCUUAAAAACAAUACACAGCUACAAUAAGUGCGAUAGUUUUGGGUUUUUCGUGAGCUUAUUAUGAAACGAAUGCUGUUCUGCUGUUAUAAAUUGCAAGAAUACUUAGAUAGGAAUAGAAAAAGAUCUACAUCUACACAGUAUUGAUAGCAAUGACAGAAAUAGGAAUUGUUCUUGUCAAAAAACAUUUAUCCCAACUGUUAAGUGCAUGAUGGUAUUGCCAGAAUUUAACGCCAAUACUGCCUUGUUGAUUACACUUUAUGUCCUUGAAAUUCUUCACUCAGCUUUCCUGUCACAGGAAAUGUUCAUCGUGCAUGUUUUCCCUCGAGUGUUUUUACCGAAUACUAGGAUUAAUAAAUACACAAGAGCUAUUCUUAGCACCAAGAGAGAUCAAAUACGAUUAGUGCGCGUGUAAUCCUGUCAGGGCCCCACUGUGCACUUGUAAUCGGAGCCAUUUGAUGAAAACUAGACAGAAUUAAAGCUAAUGCCGCAUUUUGUACGCAUUUAUAUUUCACUGUUUUGUAAAAAACAAUUGACCACUCCAUGUGCUAACAAUAUGGUAUAUCACCCGUUUUGGUACGGCUCAUUGCACAAGUAUUGUGUAAUAUUCGCAGCAUACUCGACCUGUUUUCCACAUGGGGACUAAAGAAACAACCCACUGAGAGAUUAUGGUUUUAUUUUAAUGGAAAAUCCGCAUGUUAGAAACCGCAAGAAAGGUUGCUUAAUCUGACGUUCAAAUGAACUUCAUGUAGUGUAAAUAGCUUACGUUGCAUUUGCGCGCGCCUUUUCCUCUUAAUUAACAUAAUUUGCGCAGUCAUGUAAUGUAAUGACAUUCCUGUAUAUUGAGAAGAGAAGAUCUUGACUGUUAUACUGGGUUUCUUCAUAUUUUUCUUGACCAUGGGAGUAAUGAAGGAAAACACGCAGUUUAAUCCAAUCAUGAAUCUAACGUCCUGUGGUUAUGCCACUACUCAUGACCUUUUUACAUUCGAUUGUAAUAAGUUCUGCGAUCACAUGUUGUUGAUUUACCCGCAGUCGAAAUAACUGCACGAUGCUUACGUUUGUCUUGCGAGCUUCAAGAUUUCUAAAUAUGGUCUCUGAAAAUGAGCUGAACCCGAUGGGGUAGCGUUUUUGAAAAUAACGCAACAAAAUUUCAAUGCGUUGUUUUCGUUAGGUCCGAGUUCUUUGUUAUGAUAAAGGUAUUGGCAAUCACAUGAGUUGCGAAUUUGAAAGAUGAAAGGUCAUGAAACGUACAAGGCUAAUCCCAAAUUAUGUGUGGUCGUUGAAUGAUAAGUUUAAGGAAACAGCUUUGAGAGUUUUAAUACACUUGACUUACCUUGGAGAUCCAGAAAUAUUUGGAAAAAUAGUUGGAAAAACACGUAUUAGAAGAUCACUUGAAAUUAAAAUUAAACAGUUGUCGUGCUUGUGCGACGCUAAGCGAAAAACAAAUCCAUGUUAGUUGCAUGACUUGCAUCAUUGUUAUUUUUAAAAUUUGGUUACUAACUUAAUAUGAACCGUUGUCUGACAUUGCCAGUAACCAUGUAUAAUUUUGGAAAUUAACAGUUCGUUGCGUUAUAUAAAAGUACCUAUAUAAAUUAUGAAAAUAGUAAUUUUCUGAAGAGUCACAUUUGCCUAUAGAGAGCCAUUGAUACUUGGAGUACCAAUUUUUAUACAUAAAAUAGGAAUAGAGAACUUCCUGGCUAGCCUUCUAUAUGCUUUGCGUACCUAUGUUUUAACGCGAAUGUUUUAAAUUAAAAACCAAUUACUACAAAUUACUACAUACUACAUUUUACAUUUUUUACAAGUUAAAUGUCAAAAUUUAAAAUACCAGCAGAUUCUUGUGUAUUAGACAUGUUUGGGAGAAAAUAUAUGAAAUGAUAAGCAGAUAAAAAUAUCCUGCUCUUAAAACGUAUCAAAAUGAGCAAAUUGACGAGUACGUAGAAUAUCGCCGAAUAAAUAAGAUUCCCUGUUUCAUGAAACAUUUUGAAAGUGUGUAAAACUGGAUACAGAAAAACUCUGUAAAACCUGAACGAACAGUGUUAACAUAAAAAAUCCUGUGAACAUUUCUAAUCUUGUUUGAAAUUGUUUAUUUAAUCAUCACGGGGCAAAUUGAUGUCUGUUUUCGCUGUUCCAAUGUUCGAGGGCAUGCUUGCGAAGACCAAAUGAUUUUUGGGAUGGAAAGGCAGGAUUUUGCAUUUACAUGAACUGUAUGCGCAGUGAAGCAAAAAGACAUCUGUCAAGUUUGUGGUUGCGUUAGAGACGCAAUAUACUGUGGAAACGCAAGCCUGCGUAGAGCAUGGCUACCACGACUCUUACGACUCUUAACGGUAAAAAUAUUCAAAUUCAUAUAUUCAUAAGCAUAUCUUUUGUCUCUUGCAGGUAUUUGUCGCAUCAGUUGGAACAAGAAAUGACAGAAUACGACAGGCCUUGGAAUCCGUUCUUUCGCCAGUUGUUGAUGGUGCUGUAUCAACCAUCUUGGGUGUCAUCAUGUUGGCUGGUUCUGAGUUUGAUUUUGUUGUAAAGUAAGUAGUUGUGUUAAAAUAGUCAAUCGAGUAAUUAAUCGAUUAAUGAAUCAUUCAAGUUAAAAAUGUACUCAAUUCAUCUUUAUUCAUUGAAUCAAUAAAUUAAUCAUUCAAUUAAUUAAAUAUUCAGUCAAUGUAAAAUCUUUCAUUCAAUCAAUAAAUCAAUCGAUUAAUUACUACGUUAAUUAAUCUGUCAAUUAAAUAUUCAAUCAAAUAAUCAUUCAAUUGAUGAUUUAGUAGUUAAUCAAUCAUUCAAUCGUAUCAAUGGAUCAAUUAUUGAAUUAAUUGUACAUUAAUUACUAAAUUAAUAAAUUAAUCAUUCAAUCAAUUAUAAUAAAUCAAUCCAUUUAUUAUACUAAAUAAAUAAUUUAAUCACUCAGUCAAUCAAUGUUCACUUUGGUUGUUAACCUUUUCAUAACAUCACCUUUCUAGAUACUUUUUCCACGUAUUGGCAGCUAUGAUUGUGAUUGGCUUCCUCAACGGCAUUGUUCUUCUGCCUGUCAUUCUUUCACUAAUAGGACCCAACCCUGAGGUAGGGAAAUAAUUUAAUGUACAAUUUAUUGGCAAAUGAGAAGAGCAAGAACCGAGUGGGCACGCUUUUUUAAAAAGGUUUCGAUGUUUUUGACAGUUUUCGUGAAUUGUGAUCAGAAUGGUGUAAUUUAGAAUUAUUUUAUUAGUAAUGUAUUACCAUUUAUCUCAGUACAAAAUGGGUUUUAUACAACCGACCACAGCAGUUUGCGAAAGCUUAUCUGAAUUAAGCCAAAUCUUGAAAGUCCUGUUUUUUUAUUGCUUAUACUUAUGCUAUAUUUUCUUGCAAUAGGUUGUUCCAUUACAGGAUCUGAACUCGACGCCAUGUACGAGAUCAUGGUUUGGUCUGACAACGUUUGAUCGCAAUACGUGCAGUUCUGUAUCAAACUUAACUAACGAUGCCCAACAAUACCACUCACGAGCACAACAAGAUGAUACGAUAGAGACAGAGGAUGUCCAACUGGAAACUAUGGAGCAAUUUGACUCAGAAACUCGGAAGUUCAAACGAGAUACUUGUAACGAGCAAUUUGACUCACGAAUUCCAAAACCCAAGACAGGGGUGACACCAAAACAAAUGUAUGGCAAAACUCUUCCUUCUCUAAUUCAGAAUACAAAGCCUGAUGUAAGAGAUCGACCUCAGAAUACCUCAAACAUACGAAAUUCUCACGGUAUUGCGGAGGUUACUGCAACAGCUACAGUAACUGUGAAAGUGCCUAUUGAACUAAAGCAAGGGAGACUACAAGAAAGCACCAGUAAUACAGCAAUAGUACCUCGUUAUAAUACGCAAAACUCUGAUAUGGAAGUUGUGGAUCUUGAAGACGAGUUUGUCUAAAGAAGUUUGGCUUUAAACUUUUUUGGCUUUAAACUUUCAAUUGGUACUGACUGUGUAUGAUCAUAUCAUUGAGAUAAAAAACCCGAUAUAAGUGUAGAGUGCCCAAUGACGUCACUGAUGCAACCACUGAUCUAUAUAUUCUAUGUGCAUGGCAUGUCUAAAUGAGAUUUUUGUGAUAUCCAGAAAUAUCAAAUCUUUGCACAAAAAACAUUCAAACGUCGUUCGUCCACUUCCUAUAACAUUGCAUGCUGCGGGCUCAACCUACACAUAACACAGAUUAUCUGCUAGCAGGUAACUGUGUAUCUGUAGGUUGCGUGAUUUCUAUAUUUAUAUGUAAGCUAUUGGCCAAUCAGAAGACACGUAGCUAAGACUCAAACUAUUGAUUUGUUUGUGCAUGUGGAAAACAGUUUUUUAUUUAUUUGGCGGCAAACUUUUCGAACCGUAAGCCUGGAUCUUAUUUGUUUUGAUGAUAAUCUGAUAUAUAUAUAUUCAUUUGCUCUAUCGUUAUGAUAUUGAGCACUCUUUGCGUUUCGUGUACACAAACCUAC